Messenger RNA from Cyclocybe aegerita, 1686 nucleotides. The record is from the annotation of a GenBank genome assembly. Lineage: Eukaryota; Fungi; Basidiomycota; Agaricomycetes; Agaricales; Hemipholiotaceae.
AUGUUUUCCCCUACCGCCCUCCUGCUGUUCCUGGUCGGUGCUGUGGUUGAAACGGUCGUUUCAUCGCCUGCACAGGUUCCUUUCCAGCUCGAGUCCUCCAAGCCGAGGAAGCUGCAUGGCCGAUUCUUGCAUAUCACAGAUAUGCAUCCAGAUCCACACUAUGCAGCACACACCGCGGAGUCGACGGCCUGUCAUAGGAAAAAGGCAAAGAAGAAGAAGAACGAUUCCAGAUACUAUGGAACCCCGUACUCAGACUGCGAUUCGCCUUUCCGACUCACGAACCACACGUUGGACUUUUUGAAGGAGAACUGGGCGCACGAGAUCGAUUUUGUCAUCUGGACAGGAGAUAAUGCAAGACAUGAUAAUGACCACAAACUUCCGCGAACACCUUCAGAAAUUUAUGACCUCAACAGGGCUGUCGCUUCCAAGAUGCAGAGGAUCUUUGGGAGCAGGGGGAUCCCUGUCAUACCCAGCCUAGGCAACAACGACGUUUGGCCUCAUAACAUUUUAAUCCCUGGUCCUAACAGUAUCACGAAUGAAUACGCAUCAAUAUGGAGCCCCUUUAUCCCAUUUCCGUACCUUCAAGUCUUCCAACGCGGGGCUUACUACACUGUUGAAGUGGUCCCAGAUGAAUUGGCUGUCAUCAGCUUAAACACCAUGUAUUUUUACGAUUCCAACAAAGUUGUCAGCGGUUGUGCAUUUAAGGAACCAAAUGAUCCUGGCAACCUCCAAAUCGAUUGGUUGGAGGUCCAGUUAGAAACGUAUCGGAACAGGAACAUGCAGGUUUGGAUUUCAGGCCAUGUUCCGCCCUCUCCAGGAAACUAUUUCCCGGAAUGUUAUGUUCGCUACACCGAAACGUCAUUACGAUACCAAGAUACAAUCGUGGGCCAUCUGUUCGGGCAUAUGAAUGUCGAUCAUUUUUUCUUCCUCGAAGCUGACGAUCUGAAGAUUGUUCCGGACAAGGAGAAUGGUGCCAUCCGUACGAAUCAAGGCGGGCUUUUCGAGACCCUAUUGGAAGACUUUUCUGCGCUUCCGAAAUCCCCGAAGACUUCAGAUCUUGACGACUACGUUGUCGUCAACGUUGGGCCGUCUGUGGUUCCGAACCCAUAUCUGCCAUCGUUCAGAAUUUUCACAUACAACAUCUCUGAACCAACUGAAUCGGGUCUAGCACCAAAAAAGAAGAAAAAGCCAUCCAAACGCAAGCACGGGCAUCGACGAGGCAAUGAAGGAAACAAGACCCACCACUGCCAGUCCGAAGAGUACGCAGAUACAUGGCGGUGCCAUCUCGAUCGACCUUGGUACUCUGAUGAGAAUUCACCAUCGCGGCGGAAUCAGCGCUUCACCCCUCUUGGCUACGCCCAGUAUUAUGUGUCCAACCUGCACCGCGCGAACAAGACUCACGCGCCCGAGUUCAAGUUGGAAUACCUGACGUACCCAGCUGAUUCGCUGCACCCCGACCCAAAUCAGGAGUUGCCCAAGGAGUUUUUGUAUCCGAUUCCCCUGAGGCACCUCCCGGAUGCCCUGAGAGAGCCUGGGGAUGCGAAGACGAAGUAUGCGCCGUACCGCAUGACGGACCUGACGAUCGGAUCGUGGAUACGGCUGGGCCGUCAGCUGGCAGACGAUAAGGGGAAUAAGCUGCGAAAGAAGUUUCGAAAGUACAUGUACAUGGGGCGGGAAGAGGAGUAG